AUGACAGUUAUACUUUGCAAAAAUUUAAAUGAAAAAAUUAAGUUUUUGGAAGAGUUAGAAAGAUAUUUUAACUCCCCCCCAUCCUUGAUCGAACGACUCGCCAUCAUUCAAUCAAGGAUGGGAGUUAAAAAAAAAAUUUUUUGGGAAAAAAAUUAUAUAUAAAAUAUUUAUAUAUGUUUUUAUUUACUUUUAAAUAAGAGGGUUAAGAGUAUUUAAUAAUUAUUUUUACAGCAAAAAAUUGAAUUAAUUUCAUAAAAUAUGAAUUUUUAAUAUUUUGAUUUGUUAGUUACCCUUUUAAACUGUAUAAAUUUUUAAUUUGUUCCUUAUUGAAUUAAAAAAUUUUUUUUAGAAUCUGUAUUUUUUAGAUUAUUAAGUUUUUAAGCCUAGAUUGAUGGCUAAAUCACUUCGGAUAGUUGAUUUUGCAGCUUUCUAUCGUCCCAAAGCUCUGAAAACAACUUCAUUAAAUAAAUCUUUCCAAGUUUUUUGAUAACUAAUAUAUUUUUAUAUAUAUAAAAAUUUACAUGAUAUGAAAAUCGUUCGAUCAAGGGAUGGGGGUUAAUUUCCCCAAUUUUUAGGAAUUUUUACAGUCAAUCGUUCAAUCAAGGAUGGGGGGGAGUAAGGAAUUAGCUUUAACUUUUGUGACUACAGAUAUUGGGCUUAGCUUUGUAAAUCUCAAUAAUAGAGGGAUUUGUAGAUGGGGUUGGUCGAAUUCCGCUAUCUACUGGCAGUCUGGCUCUACCUAUAUCUGACAGUCCGCUCUACUAGACUUCAAGGUAGAGUAUGCAUAGCCAGACUGCCAGCUAGAGCCGGUUGUUAGGUAGAGCCGGACUGUCAGGCAAAGUUGGACUGUCAGGUAAACCAAGUCAGGUUUGACCAUGGGGUAAAAAGAUAUUUUGCAAAUUAAUACUUUUUUGGCAGGAAAUAUCCUAA
This is a messenger RNA of Blepharisma stoltei, 930 nucleotides long. The record is from the annotation of a GenBank genome assembly. Lineage: Eukaryota; Ciliophora; Heterotrichea; Heterotrichida; Blepharismidae.